AGUGACCUAAGAGCUGAGGCGUGAGUCUGGAGUUGGUCAGAUCACAGCAAGAAGGAAGUUUUUUUUUAAUGGUACAUAAGGAUCACCCACCAGGUUUCCCGGUCCACAUCCUUCUCCGUCACGUGGGGAAUUUUGGAACAGCUGGCUGCAGAGUUGGAAGGCACUGAACAGGGCUGAGCUGGGGCGCUUCCCAAGCCCCUCCUGCUGCACUCAAUACCUGGGUAAAACAAAGAAAAUUGUGUUUGCCCGGCUCACUUGCUGAAGUCACAAGAUUCCGAGUAUCAUGCAGCACUCUGGAAUGCCUGCGAAAACUCAGAAGGGGCUCACCACAGGCCGCACUGGAACGGCUGUCCACCGGACUUUUCAGAUAAAGACGUUUAGCACAGAGUUGAAAAACCAUGUGCUGGUCAUGGAUUUUGUGAAGAGUAACUGGUUUCCCUCCCAGAGAAGAGCCAAAGUUUGUAUCCUCCAUAUGUGUCAAGGACUGAAGACAGCUGAGUCACCAACCAGCAGACAUGAGAUCCACAGUCGGUUUUUCUCAUCCACCAAAGAUCACUCUGCCUGGGAGAGAAAUGAAAGUCUUUUGAAUGCAGGAUUACAGGACAACCAUUACAGCACAAAAGAUCAAAUUUGCCUUAGAAAUCUCCAGUCUGAUGUUACAGAGAGGAAAUCUGACUUCACCAAGGAAACUCUGGCAUCACAAAACACAAAAAUGAUUUCGUCCAUAGUCAUUUCACAGCUGAUUGAUGAGAACAGAUCAAAAGACAAUGUGGCUGCGUUGCCACUGCCCUGUGCGGUGGCUCAGCCUCGAGCGUGUCGCACGAAGCCUGCUUCGGCUCAUUCCAGCGGCGUCAACAUCCACAGGGCGUUUGCGUUACUUCCGGACAGACUCGGAAUUCCCACGCCGUCAGAGGAACAAGGACCAGAGAUAGAUUUGCCGCCUUCAGGGGACAGUGUGUGUGGCAGCCCCCGCCAAGGAUUCGCGUCCAUCACCAUCACGGCGCGGCGCGUGGGCCCCCCGGCCGGCGCCAUGCUGUGGGGCCCUGCUGGGGACUCUUUCUGCCCCAAGUGUGGGGCGGAGGAUGCUCUGCGCCGGAGUCCCUCAGCCCGGGCUGGCGCUCCCCACUCACGUCCACGCCAUGGGCCUCUCGCCUGCACAGAGUUCUCAAAAAAAGGCUCUGUGGUGAGAGUGAAGGUCCCCGAGGCCCACGCGCGGAGGUGUGCAGGUCACGAAUACUGGAUCACACACGUGGACAGCAAAGAGAGCAGUUUUACGCCAGACACCCCGCCUUCCGGAAAGGACCCGCUGAUGUUUACUUCCUGUGUCCGCCUCCGGGUGUCUCGGCAGUGUCCAAAUUCGAUGUGCUAUUUGGACAAAUCUCUCUCGGUCCCUGUGGAGCAACCUCAAGUUGUCAGUCCCCAAAUGCACAGAUCCGUCCUGUCACUCAACCUCAGUUGUAGUUCCCACGGGUUAACAGCAGAUGGAGUAGAUGGCAUAGCUAACGGAGAGCCAAUAAACAGAGCCCGGAAGCAGGAGCUCAUCGAGGGAAACCAGCACCUCCUAGGCCCGCCCUGGAACCCAGCUUUACCAGAAAGUCCCUCGAAGGAAAAUCCUUCACUGGGUCCGGAACGUUUGGAGACUGGCACUUGUCCUUGGAGUGACUGUCCUCCUCUGGAAAAUAUAGAAAUCGCAGAUGUGGGAACUAACCAGGUCACUGUCAGAAAAGGGAAAGACCACCAUGCAACUCUCCCGGCCAGCGGUCAUGGCAACCAACUGUCCAUUCACAUUCCUGGCUGGAGUUACAGGGCAGUAGAAACAAAAGUAUUUUCUGGAAGCAGCAAGAAGCAGCAAGGUGAAGCACGUGUGACUCUGUCCGCUCCUCCAGUGGAGCAGAAGCACAUUAAACGAUUCCUUCCUGAUGGGGACAGCUCCCCAAACGAUGGCUGUCUGUCUAGUGACCUUUGUAAGCCCACAGAGAGACGACCUCCAAGCUUCCUGAGGCCCAGAGUCACCUUGCCUGGGUUCCUUUGCCCCUUACAAGAUUCAUACAGCUCUCCACAAGAAGACAAUGGUGCCCAGAUAAAAAGAGAGCUCCCCAAAGGAGAUUAUACAUGCUGUGACUUGGUUGUAAAAAUAAAGGAAUGUAAGAAGAGCGAGGACUCCACCAUGCCUGAGGUCUCACCAGCACUCCCCUCACCAACACCUCUCAAGGGACCUGAAACACCUGGUUUGUCAGAAGACAGACCUGAUCCUCAGGAAAUACCUGCAAACCCUUUGACCUUGCAGGAAGCUCUGGAAGUCCAUAAACCUCAGUUCAUUUCUCGCUCACAAGAAAGGCUGAAGAAGCUAGAACACAUGGUGCAACAGAGAAAAGCGCAGCGGAAGGAGAGCCUGGGGCAGAAGCAGAAUCUCCUUCCUGUCCGUGCCAACAAGAAGCAAUUCACUGUUCCCCAUCCUCUUAGUGAUAACUUGUUCAAACCCAAAGAGAGGUGUAUUUCAGAGAAGGAGAUGCACAUGCGAUCUAAAAGAAUCUAUAAUAACUUGCCGGAAGUUAAAAAGAAAAAAGAAGAACAAAAGAAAAGGGUGAUCUUACAGAGCAACAGACUCCGUGCUGAAGUCUUCAAAAAGCAAUUACUGGACCAGCUUCUUCAAAGGAAUGCAGUCUGACCCCGGGCUGCCCUGCUGACCACUACCUGGACCUGAGAAGACUUCAAAUACUGGAUAAGCCAUUAAACUUACCAUUAUCUUCAUGACAUGAAAAUACUUAUUUUGCUUUUGAUUUUUUUUUUUUUUUCAUAAAGGAAAACACCACUUCUUGAAUGACUGACCCAAACAAACAGAAAGAGUAACCCUCAAGGCAAUAGGUCAACAAUCUUGUGCAGAAAUCAACUCCAUGUAACCUACUAGUCUUAGUCCUAUUCAUGUUUUGACUUCUGAGUUUUCCCUUGUACUGUCUCCAAGCAGAAAGUCCUAUACACUCAAGUGUGCUUGGAUCUCCAAGGAAUAUUUUUUCAUCAAACUUCUGGCACCAAAAUCCACCACUUUCUAAAACCAAUCCCAGCACUUGCCAGUUCUGCAACUCCAUAGUGUGGGUCAUCAGACACUGUGUCUUAAAACGUGUGUCCUGUAAUACCAGAGGCUCACUUUGGGGAUGAGUAGGUCAUAGGCUGCAGACUGUGGAGCAAGCAGGCUGUGCUCUGUGACCCAGAGCAAUCAGAGUAGCUCCCCCAUGCAUAGCUCUGUCUUGGCUGAGCCAAAAGAGCUUCUAUUUCAGUGAGAGUUUUGAGGGCAGAAUUAGCUGAAUAAAUGUGUAGGGGAUGUCAUUGUUUUCUGUAGCCCAACCCCUCUCCCACCAGAAGCUAUGCUGUUAAAAUGGCCUAAUGGCUCCAACUCUGAUGUUUGUUCUUCCAAAUGCUUACAGUAUCCAUUAUUUAUAAAUAUGUAUCUGGGGAUCUGAGAACUAGAUUUUACAACAACAAAAAAAAAUUGAAAUAAAUGCCAUUGUUCAAACA
Messenger RNA from Chinchilla lanigera (long-tailed chinchilla), 3513 nucleotides. RefSeq names its product chromosome unknown open reading frame, human C10orf90 (gene CUNH10orf90). The coding region runs from base 284 to 2668 and encodes 794 amino acids. Gene Ontology annotation, cellular component: centrosome; centriole; cytosol. The record is from RefSeq and is a predicted model, not a curated record. NCBI's taxonomy places the organism in Eukaryota, Metazoa, Chordata, Mammalia, Rodentia, Chinchillidae. Gene Ontology annotation, biological process: regulation of centriole replication. The transcript is spliced from 10 exons.